AUGCACGAGUCGACACGUCGAACGACACUCUCAUACAUCAAUGUACCCAUUCAUUUCAGUUCUGGUCAAUUCCAGGGAAGAUGCGUGCGUGCCGAGCUCGUCGAGAUACAAAAAGCAGACCUAGGGCGAAAGUAUGCUCGUGUAGACCGACGCCCUCUAGACCCCCCACCAGUGGUCCAACUCAAGUUAUACUGCGUCCACAAUGAGGGUAGUGAUCAUGAAUACGAACAAGAAGUUCAGGACUAUGACGAUAUACAAAACCUUGGAUUGCUUUGCAAUGUCGACUUGUUCCAAGUCUCUACUCAGCCCGAUAGCUCAUCGGAGCCAAGCUCCCUCCCCCGUCACCCUCCCCAAAUUUCACCAGUAGUGCAACCUGUUCGCCCCCCCUCUGGCGGCUACCCGCUACCUUCAAUCUUACCGAGCAUGUCUACCCAGUCAGAUAAAUUGCCUCCCUUAAGCAGUUCGAGUAGGGUUCCCGUGUCGGAUGCUAAGCUGCCCCACCUUCCACCCUACGCCGCCUAUCCCGAAAGCAUGAAAUGCACUACGGCACUCUCAGGUGCCACCUUCGUUCAGCCAGCUUGUAUAGACUAUGAAGGCAAGAGGGCUCUCGUCUUUCCGUUUGCUGACCUUGCGGUGAAAAUUGAGGGCGACUUCUUCCUCCGCUAUCGCAUUUUCGAUAUCUUUUCGCGCACGUCAAGUCUAGUAGAUGUGCCGGUCCAGGCUGAGUGCUAUGGCGGUCCAUUCCACAUAUAUUCAACCAAAGAAUUUCCUGGUCUACAACCUUCAACAGAGCUAUCAAAGCAACUCUCCAGAUAUGGUGUGCGACUCAAUACCCGCGAGACGGAGCGCAAGCGCAAGAAAAAGGGUUCAGAGACAAGCGUCAUUCCAUCCCGUACAAGCAAAAGCAGAGCCACGAGGAUUCCGCAGAGCGGAAGUGAGUGUGAUUGA
This is a messenger RNA of Suillus clintonianus, 948 nucleotides long. RefSeq names its product velvet factor-domain-containing protein. The record is from RefSeq and is a predicted model, not a curated record. NCBI's taxonomy places the organism in Eukaryota, Fungi, Basidiomycota, Agaricomycetes, Boletales, Suillaceae. The transcript is spliced from 5 exons. The coding region runs from base 1 to 948 and encodes 315 amino acids.